CAGCUCUUUCAAUCUUUCAAAUGAAGGGAGAAAGUGGUUGGCACGCGUUCAUGUGGCAGGCAUGUCGUGCCUCGCGGGCUCAGGAAGGUUAAUUCCCUGACGAGAUACCUACAGUGAUAUGGUCGUAGCAUCUCCCACAGCAUCUUUCGGCCUCCCCGAAGCAACCGUCGGUCUGUACGCCGCAGCGGGAGGGUUGCCCCGGCUAGUACAUAACACCUCUUUACAAAUCGCUUCCGAGAUAGCCAUGACAGGUCGUCGGUUAACGGCCCAAGAAGCCCUGGAUUUCCACCUUAUCAACAAGAUCUCUAAAAGUCAAGAAACUGUGGUGGAUGAAGCGGUGGAGAUGGCGGAGAAAAUCGCAUCUUCGAGUCCGGAUGCUAUUAUUGUUACAAGAGCGGGACUUAGGGAGGCAUGGGAAGAGGGCAGUGUCGAGAGGGGUGUUCAGAGGGUUGGCGAGAGGUUUGAGAGGGGACUAUUCGAGGGGGAGAAUAUUAGGAUCGGGCUUGAGGCUUUUGCGGGGAAGAAGAAGCCGGUUUGGGUUGCUAGUAAGAUUUAGGGAAGGGUUUUGGCGGUGUGGUUUGUGUGAAGUUUUGGGUGCAGUGGAUGGUGCUGGCAGCCACGCCUGCAAUUCUUGUAUCUAAGAGAAAGAAUUACCUGCACAUUAGGCGGAAGUGUGCUGCUUGUACGACUUCCAAGCCAAA
This is a messenger RNA of Hyaloscypha bicolor E, 701 nucleotides long. Its product is annotated as ClpP/crotonase. The record is from RefSeq and is a predicted model, not a curated record. The transcript has a single exon. Bases 119 to 556 code for a protein of 145 amino acids. Gene Ontology annotation, biological process: fatty acid beta-oxidation. NCBI's taxonomy places the organism in Eukaryota, Fungi, Ascomycota, Leotiomycetes, Helotiales, Hyaloscyphaceae. Gene Ontology annotation, molecular function: enoyl-CoA hydratase activity. Gene Ontology annotation, cellular component: mitochondrion.